Messenger RNA from Oryza brachyantha (malo sina), 1534 nucleotides. RefSeq names its product mitochondrial inner membrane protein OXA1-like. Gene Ontology annotation, cellular component: mitochondrial inner membrane. NCBI's taxonomy places the organism in Eukaryota, Viridiplantae, Streptophyta, Magnoliopsida, Poales, Poaceae. Bases 16 to 1179 code for a protein of 387 amino acids. The record is from RefSeq and is a predicted model, not a curated record. Gene Ontology annotation, molecular function: membrane insertase activity. The transcript is spliced from 8 exons. Gene Ontology annotation, biological process: mitochondrial respiratory chain complex IV assembly; protein insertion into mitochondrial inner membrane from matrix.
GUAUCGCGUCUGCCCAUGGCAUUCGCCGCCGCGGCGCGGAGGAGCCUCUGCUCCCGCCUCUCCGACCACCUCACCCGCCGCCUCCACCCCGCUCUCCCCCAUCUCCUCGUCCCCCACUCCUCCGGCGAUCCCCAAGACCAUUCUCCACUUCAACCCCCGGCCCGACUCCAACCACCCCACUUCCCGCUCUACCAAUCUUCUCGAACAGCCAAAACCCUAUCCCUUCUCCCCCUCGGCAUCCGUCUCGCCGGGCCGCCGCACCGCGGUUUCUCCUCUUCACCCUCCAGCCCAGCUUUUGAUGUCGGCGCGGUACUCACCGACGCCGCGGGUGCGGCUGCGGCUGCGGCCCCGGUGAGCUUCCCCAGCGAGGUGGCGUUGGCCGCGGAGAACUCGUCGUUAUCCACCGCGGCAGUGCAGCACCUCAUCGACGCCGUCCACUCAUCCACGGGGCUGAACUGGUGGCUUUCGAUUGCAAUAUCCACGAUGCUACUACGAUGCUUGUUGCUUCCACUGUGGAUAAUGGCCUUUAGAAGACUCAGGGUUGAUGAUAAAAAAUCAGAAAAAGAAGCUAUCCAUGGACAUGUUUUACUAUUAUUUAAAAGGUUGGGCCUUCUAGGCUUUGUUCCCAUAUUAAAACCAUAUGCUUUCAUGACUCUUUACUUUUCUAUAUCAAACAUGGUUGAGAAAGUCCCAUCUUUAAAAGAGGGUGGUGCAUUCUGGUUUACUGACCUGACAACUCCUGAUGCCUUAUACAUCUUUCCCGUGAUGACAUCAAUAUUCCUCAUGCUUAGAUUGGAGUUCUCUCGUCAUUAUUCAAAGCAAUCGAGGUCUAAUGACAAGGAUGUGAAUAGAGUAAUGCAUGUUUUGAGAACAUUAAUUCUUCUAACUAUCCCGUUGACAGCAAGCCUUCCUCAGGCAUUUUCUUGUUACUUCGUCACCUGGAGCUUUACAAGUCUUAUGCACAGGAUAGCUAUACGGCAGCCAGCUGUGAUAAAACGAUUAUUCGGCGAUCUCACAGUACCAACAAGCACAAGCCCCCCAUCUGAUGAAUCGAAGGAGCCAGCUGCCGAAGACCCUCCAAUGCCUAUCCAGCGACGUGAACAGCCUCAUCCCAUAGAGAGAACAAGAACUUCUGAUGCUAGCGUUCAUCGGAUCAGCGAUCAGUCCGAUCAGAAAUGAGCAAAACGCAACUAAAUUUUAGCCACUUACAAUUGCUGGAAUAAACUAGUAUACGUCAGGAUUAGAAUGGCCACUAACUGCCCUACUCCAACUGUACAGGUGCCUUCCUGUGUAUCUUAUUUAUUAUUUAGUAUUCUCUCUGUUCCAAAUUACGACUAGAUUUAUUUAUGAGCUAGUAAAUUUAGACACAUAUACAAAACAUAUAUACAUUGAUACAUGAAUAAAUCUAGACAAUAAUAUAGAACGGAGGGAGUGCUAGUAGCAAAUUGGUGUGGUCUGGUCAUCUUAAGCCGUUUUGUAAUACGUUUCAUCGAGGUUAACACAGAUGUUUGACAGUGUCAGUGACCACUGGAUG